AUGUCGUCGACGAACAACACAUCGAUCCCUUCCGGAGACCAGAAGUCGAAAAAGAAAAAGAAGUCCAAGAAGAAGGGCACCGCGCAACCCGCAACCGCAGAUGUUCCCUCGACCCCAACCGAGACCAAUGACACAAAUGAGGGUCUCGAUGAUGAAGAUGACGAUGGGGAACACGGCGAGCGGGAGGUCGAAGAGACGCCAGCCUCACCGGUGAAAGAAGAGUCGCUGGAUGCAGAGCCACCAGCUACAAUGACAACCGUAACGAACGGAGUAAAAGACCUCGUCGUCGAGAGCGACAAAGAUGAUCCAGCUGCGCGCUUUGACGCUCUUGUCAAAGACCGUGACGCUCUGCGACAGGAAGUCACGCAGCUGCGGCAAUCGCUCGAGGAGCUCCAGGCUAAGCACAACUUGGAAAUCGAAGCAGUUCAAGGCGAGCUCGCAGACACGCAGGCGGAGAAAGAGAGUGCAGAGGAGCAAUACCAAUCGUUACUAGGAAAGGUGAACACAAUACGCUCUCAGCUAGGCGAGAGGCUGAAGGCCGAUGCAGAAGAUCUAGCCCAAGCACGCACACGAAUCGAGGAACUCGAAGAACAAAAGUCCGAACUACAAGAAAGAUAUACAGCCCGCUCCGCUGAAGUCGACGAACUAACUGCCCAGACCAAAGACCUCACGCAGAAACACGUGGAGCAAGCCAAAGAACUCUCCAGCCUGCGCAACCGUCUAACGCUCUCACAGCAGAAUUGGCUCAAGGAAAAAGAAGAACUGGUCGAGUCGGAAGCGUACAUCCGGGAUGAAUUCGAGAACGCAAAGCAGGCGAUGCACGACUGGGAAGUGUUGGCCAUGGAAGAACGAACCGUCCGCAAAGACCUGACAGAUCGGAACGCCGACCUGGAAGAACAGCUCGCUUCUCUCAAGGAGGCGUAUGAAAAGGCAAUUAGCGAGAGAGACACGCACUCAUCGACGGUCGACGGCCUCCAACGAGCCCUCCAGGAGAUUCAGACCGUGCGGAAACAGGAACUCAAGGAACUGGUCGAGACGAAUCAAGCCGAACAGGCAGCGUUGCGGAAACAGCUGCAAGAACUCCAGGGGACGCACGAUACCACCGUGUCAGAACUCGAAAAAACGAAGAGAGACCUCGAGCGCGCCCUUCCCUUUGAGAAAGAAGUCAAAGAGAAGAAUCUGCUGAUCGGCAAGUUACGGCACGAAGCAGUCAUUCUCAACGACCACCUCACGAAAGCACUACGGUUUCUGAAGAAAGGAAAGCCAGAGGACAAUGUCGACAGACAAAUCGUAACAAACCACCUCCUCCACUUCCUGGCGCUCGACCGCUCCGACCCCAAGAAAUUCCAAAUCCUGCAACUGAUCGCCGCCCUACUAGGCUGGACAGAGGAACAGCGCGAACAAGCCGGUCUUUCCCGCCCUGGGACCACGACCGGCGCGCCCGCCCCGACGAGCAGUUUCGGCAGCCUCCGCGGCUUGAGCGGGAUGAGCCCCCUUGUGCAUAGGACCCCGUCGACACCCGCGCUGAGUCACGGCCCGGAAUAUUUUGGCGGGGAGGGAGUCAUGAGUCCGAACGGUCGUGAGACGUUGGCAGAACUGUGGCAGAAUUUCCUGGAGCAGGAGGCCGCUUCAGCGGCUGGAGGGGGCAGUAGUGGUGGUAACAGCAGCAAUAGGAGCGGGAUGCCUCCAAAGUCGAGGCAGGGUAGCACGAGCACCGUUGGAGGAGGGUUGCCUCCGAUGCCGCCGAUGCCGACGUCCAAGUAA
This is a messenger RNA of Cladophialophora yegresii CBS 114405, 1764 nucleotides long. RefSeq lists its product as uncharacterized. Gene Ontology annotation, cellular component: Golgi apparatus. Gene Ontology annotation, molecular function: small GTPase binding. Gene Ontology annotation, biological process: endoplasmic reticulum to Golgi vesicle-mediated transport; Golgi organization. The record is from RefSeq and is a predicted model, not a curated record. The transcript has 4 exons. The coding region runs from base 1 to 1764 and encodes 587 amino acids. NCBI's taxonomy places the organism in Eukaryota, Fungi, Ascomycota, Eurotiomycetes, Chaetothyriales, Herpotrichiellaceae.